Molecule: messenger RNA, 2129 nt
Organism: Toxorhynchites rutilus septentrionalis
Lineage: Eukaryota; Metazoa; Arthropoda; Insecta; Diptera; Culicidae
Product: zinc finger protein OZF-like
Exons: 4
Coding region: 76-1350 (424 amino acids)
Biological process (GO): regulation of transcription by RNA polymerase II
Cellular component (GO): nucleus
Molecular function (GO): zinc ion binding; RNA polymerase II cis-regulatory region sequence-specific DNA binding; DNA-binding transcription factor activity
Source: RefSeq, a predicted model, not a curated record
UACAAACCAUCUAUGUGCAAAACAUUUUCAGUUGAAUUAAGCUGAGAAAAAGCAUUUUCGGAGUUUCUAGGAGCCAUGGCUUCAUUAGAAAGUGUAUGCCGUCUUUGCAUGGGUACUUCGAACGUUGUACACAAUAUAGUCGAGGACAAUCUUUUGCAAAUGAUUGCGAUAUGCGUUAGUUUACUGAUUAGUCCAGAUAACGAAACGCUUCCUUUAGGAGUGUGUGCGCUUUGCACGCUCAAGCUAAAAGAUUUCUUUCAGUUUCGAGAAAACUGCUUAAAAGUUCAGCAAAUUCUUCACCAGAAACUAGAUGAAUCCUACAAAUCGGAUGAUUCAGAAACACCGAAAAAUGCGGAACCUUUUCGAAAAAAGGAAGGAAUCAUAAGUAAACUAGAAGUAGAUAUAGAUGAUGAAAGAGUACAACAAAUAGAUGAAGUAGAUUUGGGAGACGAAGAAAUCGAAGAACAGUUAGAAGAAUAUGUUAUUGAGGAUUUAGACCAAUCCAUAGAGCAACUAGAGGAAACGGAUGAGGAAAUUGAAGAAGUUGUGACGGAUUCUAAUGAUAUGUUUUCCGAUGAUGAUGGUUCACAAAGAUUAAUCUUUGAUGUUCGUCAAGCUUAUGAGAAAGCAAAGCAGGAGGUUUAUGCGGCAGAAAUGAUGGAGCUUCUGAAUCACAACAAGCAAAAUGAAUUGCGUGAAAACAGGGCGUCAAGAAGUUCCGCUAAAAAAUCUACUCGAAAAUUGCAGAGUAAUCCAAAGAUCACGGGCGAAAUUGAACCCUCUUGUAAAAAGAAACGAAGAACAUCUAAGACUGAGAAAGAAAUUUAUAGAUCUUUACUGUUGACCUGCGAGAUAUGUGGGAAAGCCGUUGAACGUAGUCGGAUGGAAGGUCAUCAUAAUCAACAUUUGAAUGUACGGCCAUACGUUUGCAGUGAAAACGGUUGCAAUGCAACAUUCACCAGCAAAAUAGGACUCCAGCUGCACACCAAUUACCGCCACACUGGCGAACAGCUUCCAUGCGAUUUAUGCGGAAAGAUGUUUACCUCCAAAAAGGCUGUUUAUCAACAUAGAAGAGAAACACACGCCGAAAAGCAGUUCAAGUGCGAGCAAUGUGGAAUGGUGUUCGUUUCCAGGUCCCGACUCAGACGACAUAAAUUUUCACAUCUGGAUCAGCGAGAGUUCAAAUGUCCUCAUUGCCCGCAGGAGUUCUAUCGAAACAAUAAUCUGAAAGUUCAUCUGCGGAGUCACACGAAAGAAAAACCUUUUGCUUGUAAUUGGUGUGACAAAGCGUUUGGAUAUAAUCGAUUGUUGAAAGAUCACAUUUCUAGGCACCACCAAAAUAACUGUUGAAUAUGAAUAAAAACACCAAUCCUGUUGUUAAUUGUUGCGAAUUCCAUUGAAAUACAAGAUUGAAGGAUAGUAUUUCUCUCAGGGUCAAUGCCUGAUCGAAACAUGAAUAUAAUUUGUAGUUAUUUCAUUUUUGAAAUGAAAUGAUUAUUAUACUACUAUAUUCAGCCGGCGAAGCUGAAUAUAGUAGUAUAAUAAUCAUUUCAUGUAACGCUCUCGUGUUCGAAACAUUAAACUUACAAACAAGUACAGAAAUGAAAACGUAUCUCUACGUCAAAAAUCCUUCUACGCGUAUCAUGAACCCUCCUGUACUCGCGUGCAAAAUCAUAUUCUCGCGCCCGGUGUCACAGCGCAUAUUUCAGUAGCUGAAAACGAGUGGACAGACAUAUCACCACCUGUUUGAACGACUCGUUGAACCAAUGGAAGCGAAUGUAAACAUUGCUCGAGGUAUUUGUGGAGGCAGUUCAAAUAGAAUCGCGGUUAAGGAAACGUGGGAGGAAUUCAGUGAGGAGCUUAAUGCACUGAGACCAUCAAUGCGUCUUGGUUCAGAAUGCCAGCAAAUUUGGAUUGACAUGAGGUGAAAGGUAAAGAAAACACUAGCACACAACAAGCGAGAAUUCAGGGCCAAAGGUGGUGGCCCAAUACAAUAAAGUUAUUGACGUCGCUACAACGAGAAAUCGACGCUAAAAGAGAAUUACACAAAAAAAAGUUUUCCUUAAAAAAGUGGAAUUUAUGUGUGACUCCUUACGGAAUUCCAUAGAUUGCAGUUGUGAAAAUAAAUG